GUCUGGGAGUUAAUGAACAGCAGUGUAUUUAUUUGUAACGUGAGACACAGCCGUAAAUUGAGCACGUGUUUAUAACCACACCUAACCUCUAAUUUUUUGAAUGUUGUAAAUAUUAUGCUUCAUGGCAGAAGCUUUAAAGGAACUUGUGGGCUUUUUACACAACGAAAAGAGGCCCGAUUUACAGAUAUUAGCUUUGGACAGCAUUUUAGCAACGACCGGAACCACUGAAGGAAUCGACUUAAUUCUGAAGGACGACGUUAUAGUCAAGAAUCUAAUUAACUUACUUAGAAGUCCCAGUUUAUCGGUUAAACGCACAAGCGCCUCGGCGCUCGUGAACCUUUCCGCGUACGGCGAUGGCCCCGGAACAUUGCUCGGGGCAGAGGAGAACAGCCUGGCUGUCGUACUCGUCGAAGGCAUUACGGAUCCAGAUUGCGAAGUAGCGGAUUUGUUUUGCAUGAUUUUGUCAAAUAUAACUCGCACCGAGGACUGUGCACUGGUGGUAAUCGGCUUGAUCGAUUUGGAAACGAUCGUCAACAUCGUGACAAAAGUGAAAUUUAACAAUAAGGCUAAUAACCUUCACUACUUAGGCGUGGUACUCUCGAAUUUGUCGCGGCAUAAAGUUGUACGCGACGCCAUCGUCGAGACCUCCAUUCAGAAGUUAUUGCCGUUCACAGAAUUCGAUGGAUCCGUCGUUAAGCGAGGCGGAAUUGUAGGGACUAUUCGCAAUUGCUGUUUCGACAUUGAACGUCACGGCUGGCUUUUAAGCGACGAGGUCGAUAUACUCCCGAGACUGCUUCUGCCGCUAGCCGACGGUACCGAGUUUAGCGACGACGAGUACGAAAACAUGCCGCUCGAGUUGCAGUACCUGCCGAACGACAAGCGGCGCGAAGAAGACCCCGACAUUCGGUGUAUGCUGAUCGAGUCGAUCACGCAACUGUGCACGUUACGGGCGAAUCGAGAGAUCGUGCGAAGCCGCAACGCCUAUCUGAUUUUACGCGAGCUGCAUAAGUGGGAGAAGGAUCGCAAGGUGUUGCUCGCGUGCGAGAAUUUGGUUGACAUACUUAUUAGAACCGAAACCGAGAUUGGAAAGGAUAACAUAAAGGACGCCGAGGUGCCCGACGAUCUAACGAAUGUGUUCAGUAAAAUGGAUAAGGAUUUUUUGGAUAAUUAAAUUUUGUUUCCGUUCAUUUUCUUUGCGUCCCCGGAAGAUCUGCAAAAAUGUCCUUUACUCGUUUUAUUAAAUCGCCAAGUUA
This is a messenger RNA of Photinus pyralis (common eastern firefly), 1253 nucleotides long. Its product is annotated as protein HGH1 homolog. The transcript has 4 exons. Bases 122 to 1171 code for a protein of 349 amino acids. Lineage: Eukaryota; Metazoa; Arthropoda; Insecta; Coleoptera; Lampyridae. The record is from RefSeq and is a predicted model, not a curated record.